This is a messenger RNA of Sarcophilus harrisii (Tasmanian devil), 1438 nucleotides long. RefSeq lists its product as uncharacterized. Lineage: Eukaryota; Metazoa; Chordata; Mammalia; Dasyuromorphia; Dasyuridae. The transcript has 2 exons. Bases 119 to 1120 code for a protein of 333 amino acids. The record is from RefSeq and is a predicted model, not a curated record.
AGGUCUCGUGAUUAUGUGCGCAGAAUCUAGAAUCCCCAUGGAAUGUUGUUGUGGCACUAAGCAACUAGGAUCACUUGGCGUCCAUCUUUCCUCAGCGGAGAGAUCUCUUUGAGCCGCGAUGGCUAAAAGGAGGUGUAAGAUGAAGGCCUGCCCAAGUGCAGCAAAGCAUGAGAGUGCUGGCCAUGGAGCCAGUGCAGAGAAAACAAGGCCUCGCCACUACAAUGAUGAUGACGAAAAAACUUGUCCCACUCCGAAAAGCCGCUUCCGCCACUACCGCCCCAGUGAUGGAGGUGAGAGAGCUGAUAGACCUGAGGGAAGAGAAAGAACUUAUCUAGGUGGAGCCGAAGGAGGAGAGAGAAGCCAUCGCUAUAGCAGAUAUGUGGAAGGGCAUAGAGGUGAACGAGAGAGGCCUGUUCAAGCCAAAGGAAACGAAAAACCUGAUCGAGCUUGGGUAGGUGAGAGAGCUGGUAGAGCUGAUGGAGGUGAGAGGUCUGGUCGAAUCAACGGAAAAGAAAAUUCUGCUAGAGUUGAGAGAGUGGAGAAGUCUGGGCGCAUGCAGAAGCCCGAUAGAUAUAGGAAGUCAGUUCGUGUUGGGAAGCUCAAUGAACCUUACCACCUUAAGGGAAAUAAGAGAGCCGAGAGUGAUAUUGAGACCGAGGAAAUUUCUGAUGAUAAAGAUGAAGAUGACAAUGCUCCUACUAGGAUCGAGAAUUACUUUAGGAUCUGUGGUAAUGGAUGUAGGUUACCCGUAAAAAAGCUGCCCGAGUCAAUUAAGUUCGUUAGAAGAACAAUUAUUCUAGAAGACUACGACUCCCUCGACGACAGCGAAGACAAAUAUGACAAGCGUCCAUUUGGAGAGGUGAUCAGAUCUGGCCAAGGUAACAAUGCCCCAAACCAAAACACACUUAAUAGAUCAAAGAAGAUAUCUUUCCUCUUACUGCUUGUUGUUUCCUUGACCGCCUCCAUAAUGCUGCUGAUAUAUCUAACCUUUCCUCAACUUAAUGACGAAGAAAAAUCAAAACUGAAGAUUCCCACGACCGUGGAUGAAAUCAAGGCCCUUGGGCAACUUUUAUUGAAAUACAAGGACAACUUUUUCACUUCCAAAAAGUUGAACUUCUAACUGGUUAUAAAGAUGCAGCUGAUAACACCAGAAGUUUCCCACUAUUGACACCUUGAAUGGAGAGUGAUGGAUUUUCAAGAUCUAAAAGAGCAGAAGCAGAGCGUUGAAGAAACCGUUUUAAAAGAAGUAAAGUGCCUGGUGGAAAAAAAAAUUUAAACAGAGGGUUGAUUGCAGUGUUAAAUGAAUAACUCUCCCUCCUCAAAAUAGCUUAUAUUAAUUUAUUCUACCAGUUAAAUAAGAGCUCACUCACAGUAGAAGUUUUCUUUGGCGUUUUUAUCCCCAUAACAACACAUUUUCUGCUUCAGAAGUAUUGUUUAA